UGGGUGGGGUGAUUUAUUGCAGUGCUUUCAUGGAUGAAGAUUGUGUUGCUCGAGGUUGACGCAGUUCUGGCUUGUUUUGUAGACUGCUCUGUUAUAUUUGCACUGUCUAUGCUGAGCAAUAAGACGUAUGCAAACCUCUGUCUUUCUGCUUUGCUCCAAACCACGCUUUACUCAAAGAUGCAUCAUUUGCUGACGAGCUCUUCGCCUCAGAUUAAAAUACCUGAAAGCAGGGUUUGGUCUGAACAUUCCUGGCAGGAAAGCUGCACUCCCAUCCUUGGGUCCCCUCCCUUCCCCCCCCCCCCUUCCUCUUACCCCUCAGCGUUUCCCGCCGCUGCCCCUCAGCUUCCCGCCGCCAUGUUUAAGGGCUGCCAGGCCUGGUUCUCCCACAGCGUCCAGCCUGGCCCCCGGCAGCUGUGGGUGGCUGGCGGAGGGCUGCUCACCCGCUGGCAGGACGCUGACUAUCUCUUCAGCAGCGAUGCUGCUCACCCCGAUACCCGCAGCAUACACGAGAGCCUGGAGUACCUGGAUGGCAGAGCUACAGUCUUCCAUCCCUCUUACCUCUCGGCAUGGCUGAACAGCAGCACUGCCAAGCAGCAGCCCGUGGCUCUGGGGCACUUCGUGCUGCCCCCCAUCUGCCUGCAGGAAGAAAUCAGGAGAAAAAUAGGUAGAUUUCUUUGGGAGCAGAUGGAUGAUUCCCUUGUGGAACAGCCUGAAGAAAAUCUGUCUGAUGAACCAGAGACAGUGAGCAAGGAGUGUGAGCAAGGAGAUGGGGAGGAUGCACAGAACCUACCUGAAAGCAGUGAAGGAAAAAGGGGCUCAAGAGCAUCCAGCCAGGAAGAAGCUCCAUGCCAUGCACUCCAGGAAUACCCAAUAAAUAACAUGGUGACAGGCUACACCUCUGCCCAUGACAUGAGGAAAUACACUGGAGAGCUACACGACUUCACUCCUGGCACCGCGGGUUACAUCGCCUACUGGGUUCAUCAUGAAAUCAGCCUUUGCUCUGAUGUGAAAACUAAAAAAAUUCUAAGUAACAGGCAGCUGUUCUCAACAAAACCUUAACUGAGUGCUGCCAAACACCAUCAGCAGCUAUGGCAGUUCAGUUCUGUUUACCAGCACCCUGUGGUUGCUGCAAGUAAUGCUGCCUUCCUUACCUUCCUGCAGAUUGAUCGUUAUUCCAGGGGGCAGCCUUUGUUAUCACUGCAUUUUAGUGACAUAGUGAAGAGAUUGGUGAUACUGAGCUGCAAAUUCCAAGUUAAAUCCCUGCGGUGCUUGAGGAAGCUCUAAGCUAUCCAUGUUUAGUUUAUUCUGCUGACAGCUCAGUACACUUUACAUACCUGCCUGCAUUUGUUGUAAACAUUUUUCUCCUAACUAUUGAAAGCAACUUCCACAGCAAACAUAAAUACAGGUGUAUCCCCCAAAGAGCAAAUCCUCUGCCUUUUCAUUUGUGUGGGUACUUAACAUGUGUCCCAUGGCUGCCAAUGGUCAGGAGACCCUUUGGCCCAGGGCCUCCAGGGAGCCCUGUGGGUUGAGUGGGUUCUGAGCACAGACUCCAAUCUUCUCCUUAGCAAAACCCACGUAAACCACAGGCUUGAACACAAGUGCAGACACUGAUCAUGGAAAAAGUAGGGAAGGAAACAGAUUGAGAACCCUUAUCUGCUGGAGGACCCAGGAGCAUGGCAGGGACUGGUAGGUCCUCCACACAGCAGGAUGGGAGUUGUGGGGUGAAUGCAGCCCUCUCUGGGGACAGUGGUAGGAGAUGGGGGGUCCUCCUGGGGGCUUCAGGGCCUGUCUCCAUAUGGGCUUCCAUCCCCCGACAGCACAUUGCUCAGCUCAGUUCACUCCCCUUGUAGAAAUAAACACAAAGAGACUUUUCCUCUUCCAUCUAAGCACUGAGAGAUAUGGUCAGAAAGACAGCUUUUAUUCUGGCACAGCACGACCUUGUGAGCUUCCCACUCAAAUCUGGGAGGCUCUGAGGUCACUCCAUGUUUGCCUUCUCCCAACCGCGCACCACCAC
Meleagris gallopavo (turkey) is the source of this 2014-nucleotide messenger RNA. RefSeq names its product telomere repeat binding bouquet formation protein 2 (gene TERB2). The record is from RefSeq and is a predicted model, not a curated record. Gene Ontology annotation, cellular component: nuclear inner membrane. Lineage: Eukaryota; Metazoa; Chordata; Aves; Galliformes; Phasianidae. Gene Ontology annotation, biological process: meiotic attachment of telomere to nuclear envelope; homologous chromosome pairing at meiosis.